GUUUUGCAUUUGUUGUUUGUGUUUCUUGUUCAGUAUUACUUCUAGACAAUGGGCUAAAAGUUCAGGCAAUGUCACGUUUGACUGAACAUCAAAGAGUAGCAAUGUUAAUACUACUAGGAUGUGGGAACAAAACUAGAACCCAGAAAAAUAUAAGUUUGGAAACCAGGAACUCGAAUAUCUUGAGUACCGCAAGUUCGAAGUGUUUACUGCUUUCGAGAUCAUUAUCGAGACCUGUUUCUGCUCUACCAGUUCUGAUUUUAAAUAAUGAGGACUCAUGUGAUGAAAUUUCAAACUCCCGGCGACCAUUUUCUGCGGGAUAUGUUCCGAAAAAGUCGAAAUAUUUCCACAAAGAUUAUUUUCGUAAUAGUCUGGAGAGCAUUGAAGAUGAAACAUUGCCAUCCUCGGAAGUUUUGAAGGAUAUGUUACAGGAACCAAUAAAAUCGUGGAGGAACAACAAACACCCGAUUACUCCAGAUUUGAGCGAGAAUACAGACUAUGCUAUUCGCAGCUUGCAGAGUAAAGACAACAGUUGCGAGGAACACAGUUCUUUCUCUUCAGAAGACAAUGAACAGAAGAGAAUAGAACAAAUAAAAGUUGAAACAAAUGAAAAUGUGACGAUAGGAAAUUACGAAACAUCAGAUUUACUUCCAGGAAUUACUUCCAAACCGCCUCUUCCAAAGAAACUGGAAAAACCAGAAUCAUCUUCAGUACAGUUCACAAAAUCCGCUAAAGACGAUAAAGGCAUGGACGCCAUUAGUGCAUAUCUUGCUUUGAAGUAUCAAUCUAUCUCUGAAAAGAAUUUUCAACCAUCAAAUAGGAACGACAAAGUUGAUGAAAAUUACUUUGAGGAACACACAUCAGUUAAGAGAUGCAACAGGUAG
This is a messenger RNA of Leptinotarsa decemlineata (Colorado potato beetle), 881 nucleotides long. Its product is annotated as centrosomal protein dilatory. The record is from RefSeq and is a predicted model, not a curated record. Lineage: Eukaryota; Metazoa; Arthropoda; Insecta; Coleoptera; Chrysomelidae. Gene Ontology annotation, biological process: cilium assembly; regulation of centrosome duplication; intraciliary transport involved in cilium assembly. Gene Ontology annotation, cellular component: centriolar satellite.